GACAUUUGAGAAGAUUUCUGUGUAUUGUGAAACUUUCACUGACCUCAUACCAGUUUCUUUUGUCCUUGGAUUUUAUGUCUCAAUAGUGGUUGGUCGAUGGUGGCAGCAGUAUAUGUCUAUUCCUUGGCCAGACAAGAUUUGUAUGCUCAUAUCUGCUUACGUUCACGGUAACGAUGAGAGAGGUCGCGUCAUUCGCCGUACCCUAGCUCGUUAUCUGAAUCUUCUGUCUGUUCUCAUUUUCCAAGCUAUAAGUACCUCCAUCAAAAAGAGAUUUCCGACAUUGGAUCAUUUAGAAGAAGCGGGGAUCAUGACCAAGGAGGAGAGGAGAGUUUAUGAUGAAAUUCCUAUGGCCCAUGGCAAAUGGUGGGUCCCUGCCCAGUGGUUCACAGCUCUGGCAGUUAGGGCAAGGAAAGAAGGAAGAAUUAAAGAUGACAUCAUCUUGAAAGCCUUACUGGAUGAGCUACACGAAUAUCGUGGAAACUGCGGAAUGCUUUACAGUUAUGACUGGAUUAGCGUUCCUUUAGUGUAUACUCAGGUGGUGACAUUAGCUAUCUACACGUAUUUCCUAGCUUGCGUGAUGGGUAGACAGUAUCUAGACCCCACGAAAGGUUAUCCUGGGCAGAAGAUAGACUUGUAUUUUCCUUUCUUCACGAUACUCCAGUUCUUUUUUUACAUGGGAUGGAUGAAGGUAGCAGAGUCGUUGAUCAACCCUUUCGGUGAUGAUGACGACGAUUUUGAGCUGAAUUGGUGCUUAGACAGGAACUUUGCUAUGUCGCUCUUGAUUGUGGAUGAUAUGUUUCAAAGGCAUCCUAAGCUGGUGAAAGAUCAGUACUGGGAUGAAUUGGAACCUCAGCUGCCUCACACUAAGUCUUCUUUUAUUUUAAGAAAACGGCCGUACCUUGGAUCUGCUACCAAUUUUGAUGUUCACCCUGAUGAAGCAGAAUUUGUUCCAAUGGAAACCAUUAUGGAAGAAGACAACACCGGAGACAUGUACAGGAGUACAUCUAAUAGUCUUGGAAAUGACCUGUUGACUCCAGAAGCAGACAUAAUUUCCCAAAGAAAUGUGCGAUGCUCUUCCGAGUUUCCUGGACGCAGGUUUUUAAACUUCCUGUCCGGACAGGAUAGCUCCGAGAAUAUUGUCCAGACACCGAAGAAAGAAUUUUCUCCAUCCUUUAUCUUGAAAUCACCACGAAAGCGCUCGAGAGCUUGGUCAGGCUCCGAGACACCGGAGAGUCACAAAUUUGCAGAAGAGAAAAAGUCCCGAUCCAAACUUUCUCUCGUAUCAAGAAAGAAUUUUUCAGGUGAGAAAUCUCAGUGUCUAAUCGAAAAUGUUUCGAGUAAUCCGACUCUUUCUGCUACAUUUUUCCCUAAUGCCGAUGAGAAAGCUGAUGUGGCUGAAUCGAAUGCUAAAAACUGUGAUAUAGAUCCGAACACAAAGUCAUCCCAGACGGGAAUUGAGACAACAGUUGACAUAGACGUGUCUCCAAUGUCUAGCUCUAUCGGCGAAUUAUCUCCAUAUGAACCGAAUAUUCCACUCUCGUACAUAGACACAGCAGAAACUUCAUCCAUAUGUCAAGAACGAUCGCCGUUCCAAUUAGAUCCUUCGAAUUCAAAAAGGACCAUCUAACCAAGAUCCUUCUUUAACUAAAUAGCGACUUUGUAAUUUUCUCGUGGUUAAAAAACUAUUACUUUGCCAACUACGUAUCUCUGGUGGAAUAAAACACCUCUCUUCCUGUGAAUCAAAUUUUCCAUCCACAACAAAGAAAUCAUCACAUACUUUAGCCUCUCAAACAGACUUAGAGUCAUGAAUAAACCAGUCUUGACCACUUGUCCAAUUGUAAAACUAUUUUAAGGUGAACAAUGGAUCCGUCUUUAACCAAACAUUAAUCAGAUUAAAUUGCAUUCAUGCCCAGACAGGGUAUUUUUUCACCAGAGCGGAUGAAAUCUUCAUCUACAGUACUAAUUCCACGUGAACCAGUUGAUCCAUCUUAAAUCAAACACUCAUCAGGUAUAUUAUACUCGUCCACAGUUAGAUGGUUCUCACCAGAAAGGACGAAAAACUCAUUUAAAGUCGAGAUACAAAUUCCAUGUGAAGUUGAUCAGUCCUUAACCAAAUAAUCAUCAGGUAAAUUAUAUUAUUUCUCAUACAAAGACCUUUUUCACCAGAGCAGAUGCAAUCCUCAUCUACAAUCGAGAAACCAUAUAUAUGUGCACCAAUAGAAUAAUGCUAAAUA
Messenger RNA from Limulus polyphemus (Atlantic horseshoe crab), 2234 nucleotides. RefSeq names its product bestrophin-2-like. NCBI's taxonomy places the organism in Eukaryota, Metazoa, Arthropoda, Merostomata, Xiphosura, Limulidae. The record is from RefSeq and is a predicted model, not a curated record. The annotation marks the transcript as partial. The transcript is spliced from 8 exons. Gene Ontology annotation, molecular function: chloride channel activity.